AUGUCCGACGCAGCCGUAGACACCAGCUCCGAAAUCACCACCAAGAACUUAACGGAGAAGAAGGAAGUUGUGGAAGAGGCGGAAAAUGGAAGAGACGCCCCAGCUAACGGGAAUGCUAAUAAGGAAAAUGGGGAGCAGGAGGCUGACAAUGAGGUAGAUGAAGAAGAGGAAGAAGGUGGGGAGGAAGAGGAGAAGGAAGAAGAAGGUGAUGGUGAGGAAAAGGAUGGAGAUGAAGAUGAGGAAGCUGAGUCAGCUACGGGCAAGCGGGCAGCUGAAGAUGAUGAGGAUGACGAUGCCGAUACCAAAAAGCAGAAGACCGACGAAGAUGACUAGACAGCAAAAAAGGAAAAGUUAAACUAAAAAAAAAAGGCCGCCAUGACCUAUUCACCCUCCACUUCCCGUCUCAGAAUCUAAACGUGGUCACCUUCGAGUAGAGAGGCCCACCCGCCCACCGUGGGCAGUGCCACCCGCAGAUGACACGCGCUCUCCACCACCCAACCCAAACCAUGAGAAUUUGCAACAGGGGAGG
Nomascus leucogenys (northern white-cheeked gibbon) is the source of this 529-nucleotide messenger RNA. The record is from RefSeq and is a predicted model, not a curated record. NCBI's taxonomy places the organism in Eukaryota, Metazoa, Chordata, Mammalia, Primates, Hylobatidae.